CACUGCGCGAUGGCCGGAGCUAGCGGCGUGCUCGCUGCGAGCCGCGCGGCGCGGCGGCCCCUCGGACGGCAGCCGAGCCCAUGAGCAGGUACGCGGGCUGCUCCGCAGGCGAGGCCGAAACGCGGCCGUUGAUGCGGGCUCCGAGCCCCAUCGGCUGCCUCUCUGGCGUCCGGCUGCGCUCAGUGUCGGAACGACGUCCACGCUCGCAGGCCAUGCUUCAGCCCGACUCGAUGAACGCGGAGACCGCCUCGCUGCCGGGCAGCCGCCGAAACCCGCUCGAUGUCUUCACCAGCAUGUUCAGGCGGCGUUCGCUGCGACCGGCGGGCGGGCCGAGCAUGACGCAGUCGUCGGAUCGGAUCUGGGAACUGCUCUCCACGUCGCCGGUGCGCGUGCGCAACCUGGAGCAGGACAUGGAGGCGCUGCGCCAGUCGCGUCAUGACAACCCUUACCUGCAACAGCAGAUGGAGCGAUUCUCGAUUCAGGACGAGCCCGCGGCGGCCGACGAGCGACAACUGCUCUUCCCGCCCGAUGACUUCCGUGACCUGCACAAGCACCUGAUCCGCAGCCCGCCGCCCCAGUUCCCGCAGGAUGUGGCGCACUUCGUCUUCCCCGGAUCGCCGCCACCGGAGGACGAGACCAUGAUGGAACCCGAGAUGCUGGGCCACGCGGGCCCAUACAGCGCGGAGCCGACGCGCCAGGUGCCGCAGGAAACGCGCGACCAGAUGUCGUCCAGCUACCCGGCGGACGACGUACACCGCGGCUUAGCCCGUGCCGCGGCCACUACCCGGUGAAGGGUGGCGCCGCCCCGCCGAGCCCCGGUUUGCCGGCGGCCCCGCAUCGCUCAAGUGGUCGCCGGUGAACCGAGCGCGUGCGGACCCCAGGGCUCAACGACCUCUGCUGCCACGCUGGCGGACCAGUGGGGGACGCGUCCUUUGGCAGUGCUGCUUCUGCGGACACCGGCGGGGACGUCCCUCGCUUCGCAAAGCUCCCUUCAACAGCAAAUGGUUUUCAAGAGCGACUCAGAGCUGCAAUGGGUCCAGGACGGGGCGAGACGUUUGCGAAAACAGCAGACACUGCGUCCAUACGUUAAAGAGCGCUGUGCUCCUCUUCUGUAACAGAGGCUGCCAAAGGUGGCAACCGUUUCGCGCAGGUUGCGUGGCUUUCCCCGGUAGGUAAAGAAAGUUAACGGGCCAAUUAACGCAAAGCAGCGACAAUUCUUUGCUUUAGAAUGUUGUUGCGUGUGGAUGACGGAAGCAGGGUUGUAGUCGCGACAUGGGUGGAAAAAAAAAGUUGCCAACUUUUUUUCGCCUAAGCUGAUUGGAUCUGUCAGCAAGGGCAAAAAAUUGUGCCAUAACUGUCCGAGCCACUUGCAGCGCGUAGCGGCUGCGGUGCGCGACUUGAGUGGCCUUACUGGCUCUUUCGUGAGCGGCUGGUGCUAACCUGUCAAAGAAUGUUCUAGACGUUGAAGACUUUGGUGCGAAGACCUGCUUGGUCGCGUGGAGAGGAAGCAUUGCAAUACCUGUACAGUUCACAUCAGCGCCAAAAAGAACAGAAAAAAACACGCUUGAAGGCAUUCAUAGAGUUGUUCAAAAAGUUAUAAACUAGGGGCUGAAUUCGCAAAGCUCUUCGUUGUUGGCAGGCGUAUAUAUUCGGUGCGGGACGGGGCUAAACAAAACGUUUCGUUGUUUAAUAGCCAUCUUCACUCAUCCCACAUUUGCUAUCACGAUUGGCUGACACGUGUUCUUACGGACCGCAAUAGCGCGUAUGAAGUGCUUUGUGAAUACGGGCCCGGAGUUUGUUUUUGCUCACGUCUGGGCGCCCAGACGCAUAGAAGUGACGACGACACACGAUAACCUCUUGCUGCCUCCUUGUCUUUUUGUCUCACUUCAUUAAAUAGCAAAGUACGUUCAUUUAGUGGCGCCUAUGCGAAAGAUGAUUGGCCUCUUGUAGCUAUGGAUGUGAGGUCCACAGUAACGCGGUAUUCUUCAUGACGCUGGAGAGAGACACCAUUAAGGUAAAUGUGGAAGCCAGGACCAGAGUUCAUUCAGGCAACCUAAUGCUGGCUGUACAUCGAGACCGAAUCGCGGUACUCUGAAAAUGUGUUUUUUUUUUCUUGUUAUUAAACGUACCUAUCCAUGUUGUUUCGGCUACAGGGCGCAAGCGGCAUAUGUUGGCUCGAGCCGCCCAGUGGGCGCGAAUUGCGGCAGCGAUUAGUCUGAAGGAUUAAUGCUGUGCCAGGGUGAAAGUCCAGUUGCUAACGCUGAGGACGCUAACAUGCCCUUGACGGCUAACACACAUCGUAUGCAAGUACCAGUCAAUGUGGAGUUGAUAAGCCGUGAAAGACCAACAAGCGCACAGGUCAACAUGUCGGUUUAGUGCGCUCAAAGGGCGGCUCCCGCGGCUUCUUGUGAUGUAGUACAACAGUCUUGCGCAUUAUUCUUACCUGCAGUUUAGCGCCUAAAAUGCCUAUCGCUGUGGCAGCGAGAAGCAAUCGUCAGGCGACCCACAAUCCAGACGAAAAUUGAAACAAUGUCCCAAAAUGCGAAAAAAAGCUUGUGCCGUCAGCUUGUCAUACAGGCUUUCUUGUCGUACCGACCGAGUUCGCCUCAUCGUUACGGUACGCCACACUUACGACAUAAAUUGCUGUCGAUAAGACAGGACAACACUGCAGCACCGACAGGCUUGCACUACAGUAGCUUCCGACGAUUUCUGCCGCAUUAUGAACAGUGUGUCUAAAGACACAAAAAGAUACUGUCGCUGGGAGAGAAAUUUCCUGUUGUGUAUUUCGACUGGGCGGCGGAGCUUUUCUUCGCGUGUCAACGCCCGCCGCAGCCCGUGCGAACCAGCAGUUCGAGGUGUCUUCCGCGACGCGCCACUUGUUUCCAAUACAAAGUCGCUCAUGAGGUGCGAAGUCGGUGCGUGUCUCCUGAAAAGUUCAAGCUGAAAUGUCACGUUGUAGACUCUCUCUCCUCCUCUCUGUGCGCGACAUGCGCCCUAACGCAAAAGAGGAAUAAACCUUCUAGUCAUAGACGCUCAUGUGCCAAAGGAAUGCGUCGCUUCUGCGGAGAGCGGGCAGAAGCGCGUCGUUCUGCGUGCCUGCCGCGUAGCUGUAGUUCCUCGAGUGAAAGCGAUCCGUGUGCAAACGCGUUCCUCCUCUGAACGACGGCUCGCGCUCGGUUUCGCGGGCUCGUGCUUCAGCUGUAGCGCGUGCUCGUGUGACCUUCUGCAGCGCCGCAUCGUUUGCGUUGGGUAUGCAAGUAACUAUGCGCGACCAGCCGGCAGUUCGUCACGCGUCUGUCCGCUACCUGUCGAUAUUCUCAGUAUGAUGCUGACAACGGCAAGGUCGCAUGCUUCGAGCUGAGCAACGGUGGAUCCAUCAACUUCGGCGUGGUUCGGCGACUCGACGGGCCGGCCUUGUAUAUAAUGUCUCGUGGUGACGCCGCCGUUGGCAGCCGUCGAGGCUCUUCAGAGCUUGUCGAAUAAAGAGUUUGUUACCUACAAAA
This is a messenger RNA of Dermacentor andersoni, 3503 nucleotides long. RefSeq lists its product as uncharacterized. The record is from RefSeq and is a predicted model, not a curated record. Lineage: Eukaryota; Metazoa; Arthropoda; Arachnida; Ixodida; Ixodidae.